AUGGGGUGCUGUGUGAGCAUAGUCGACCCCCAAGAGAAGGAACUCGAAGACUAUUAUCAAACCGUCACGCCAGGCAUCACUCUUCACAAUUUACACAAGAAUCUGGUCGAAUAUGGAACUCAGGACGAACCACAUCAGGCGAUAUUUGAGGCAUGUAGCCUGCAGCACUCGCCCCAGGAGCCGCUAUAUUGGACAAAGGGAAGCUUUCGAAAUCACAUCACAAGAAAAUUUCCAGGAGCUAGUAUCUCGGACACAGCCAUCGAUGUUCUGUGGUCAUGUUUUUAUUUUUACGCCUGGCACCCCUUCACACGCCAUGGUGAUGCCGAUAACGGAAAAUUAGAACGACCCGCAUUUGAACGUGCCGUGAAUCCACUGGGCGUAUACGCAAAAUGGCAGGCCCUGUACAUGCAGACAGAACGUCGACCGGAUCUUGCGAAGCGUCAUUCAUUUAUAGAGGACGAUAUGAUGGAUGUUGUAGCCACAACUCGAUCCAAUCCCGGCAAAGGAAUCCCAGGCUCCGGGGAAUUAGCGCCGACAGCGCAGCGUCUACUCAAAGACAAAGGCGCAACUUAUCAUUAUCAGCUAAAUAUCAAAAGCCUUGCUACUUUAAUGAGUAUUUUAAAUAGGGUCAGACUUUAUAAAACAACGUGGGGUCGGAAAACCUUCCAUUACGGCACUCUCGAGGAACCGAGUCCCCAGCAAGAUGAGCUUUUGAAUAUACUCGCCGAGCAAUUCCAGCUUUCCGAAGGCUUCUUAGUGCCGGGUGCUAUUUCUCGAGUCUUUGAUAUUUUGCCAAAUCUCGAACUACGUUUCCAUCAACUAUGGGCAAUCAUCUUCCAGCCUCCCGUUCCUGAGGCUAGUCCGGGUAUUACCGAGAAAGGUAACGAGCAUCGGCCUCACCUUCUUCUUUUCCUCGGGGACCAAAGCCUUGGCCAGAGCCACACUCCCGAAGUCAUUGGUGCUUUUUACCCCGCCACUUUGAAGAAAAAGAGUGAUAAAGAACAAGAUAUGCCCGAGAAACCUGGAAAUUCUGAGCCCGGCCUUCCCGAGGUCGGCCCUCCGCAACUUCUUUUCCAACUUCAAACAAACCCUAGAAUAUUCCGAUUCAAAAAAGCAGAUGAAACAUCUCAACCUUCAUCGUAUGGAACGGCGAAAAGCCAUGUUCAUAAUUUGGCCGCCAAAUACUGGAUAGGCGACCCCGAGGAGUCAGAAAUCGGCUUAGAAAUUGAUCCGGCCACAAGUCAAGCGACGUUCGUGCUAAAUCAGGUCAAUCAGGGUCAAGGUAUAUACAAGGACGUGCUGCAGAUUGACAAGAAUAGCGAAACUUCAGGUGAGAAGCUGAGUGAAGGUAUUAUGGAAAGCUUUACGGUUUCUCGGGUUGCCGUCUAUAGAGUUGACGGUGGUGAUGAGUUUGACCCUUGGUCAUCUAAUAAAGAUGGAGUGAUCAGAAGGAUUUAA
This is a messenger RNA of Penicillium canescens, 1458 nucleotides long. RefSeq lists its product as uncharacterized. Bases 1 to 1458 code for a protein of 485 amino acids. The record is from RefSeq and is a predicted model, not a curated record. NCBI's taxonomy places the organism in Eukaryota, Fungi, Ascomycota, Eurotiomycetes, Eurotiales, Aspergillaceae. The transcript is spliced from 7 exons.